UAUACCUAGAGUACGCUACCAAUUGGCAUCUACCCAACCCAAACAUCGAUCUUAGAUCGAUAUCCUCUCCCGUUAUCCACGGUGUGCAAAAAUUCAAAGGGCUACAUGAUUGACAAGCUUACAGUAAUUUUAUUAGAUUAAAGAACUAGAUAUUGCGAAUUCAAAUAUAUUAAAAUAUGAUAUUAAAUCUGUGAAAAGUUGUAUCUUGGCAGAUGAUUGGAUAUAUUAUACACCUUUAGUAUAGGACAUCCAAGGUAAUUCACACUAGAAUAUCCGACAAGUUCGUACUGUCAGUGGUGACAUAAUGUAAUAAACAACAGAAUGAAAAUGGCAGACGACGCAGACGAACUGAUCGACGCUGGAGAAGACGUAAAAUUCAAAACCAGCACACCAAGAUCUUCAAAAUCUUCAGAAUUGCCCAACUUUACAGAUAUUAAGACAACAGGAAAACAAAAAAAUAAAGAACAUAAACCAGAAGAUAAGAAUUCGAAGACAUUGAAGAAUUCAACAAACACAAAAGAACAAGAACGAACUCAAGAAAAGGGUUUGAAAGAUAAAAAGGAAAGAAAGAAACGAAAACCAAGUAGUAAUGGAAGUGUCCAAGAGAAAGAUAAUACCGACGAGGAUGAAAGUGAGGAAGAGGAAACAGAAAUGACAAAGGAAGAAAAAGAGGACAUGUAUAAUGCAGUUAGGAAUGGCGAUUUCCUUACUCUUCACAAUUCACUGGAUAAAAAGAAUGCUGACAUCAACAUGACAUGGUAUAAAGAAAACCUAUUGAUGAUAGCAAUUAGAGCAGGACAAACAGCAAUGGCUGAGUUUCUGAUAGAUGUCGGAAUAAAUUACAACCAUAAAGCUAAAUAUUUUGAUUUAAAAGAAAAGGACAAAAAAGGUAAACGUAUAAGCUGUUAUGAAAGAAGUUGUCGAGAUCUAGCAUUUGACCUUGAAAAUGAACACAUCGUUGAGGUCAUUGAUGUUAAAAAUAAAAACGUGUUUCCCUUUGUGCGCGUGGAGCCGAGACAAACAUGGGAAAAACGACCUCCGCCCCCACCCUUGCCAAAACACCUUCUCCCACCCAAGGAAAUUGAGAGUGAAGAGGAAGAUAACAAUACAUCAGACGAUGAAUCGGAUUCAGGACAUCUUAGUGACAAAAAUAACGAAUCGUCUUUAACAGAUGUUCUUGACAAGCUCAAUGGUAAAGAUGAUGGCUAUGGAACAAUGUCUCCCUCUAUGUCGCCAUGUUUAGGAAAUUUUAAUCCCCAUGUGUAUGUACCCCCUGAAAAACCGGUAGUAAUGCAUAAACCGACAAAAGCGUCGAUGGCGUUGCAAACACACAACAGUCAAUUUUACCAAAGACGACUCGUCAGCAAGAGCGCUCCCUCGAUGCGCAAUGUACAAGUUGUUGGAAGUUACGCACACGAGAAAAAACAAUGGGAACUACGUCGUGAAAAAACAGAAAUGGAUGAUAAAAUAUCAGUUCAAAGUCUUCCAUUUUUUCUUACUCAUCCGUCAUCUGCCAGUAGCAGGCGGUCAUCGACUCAAACAACAGCGUCGUCACCUUUAGCAGAAGUGUCAAAGAUUUUAGGACAAUCACGAUUAUUAAAACGAGAAUCAGAGCGUCUUUCUACGCAAAGAAGUAAAACAAUUAUUCCUACAUUAAAGAUAAAUCAGUGGUGCCAUAACCAAAACAAUGUCUUUAAUAGACUUUCAAAAUCAGCAACCAACAAAAGGAUUAUGUCUUCUAAUUUCAGUGUUAGUCGCGAAUUCAUCAGACAUCAUCGGAGAUGAUAAAACAUCUGUCUUUUAAAUACAUUGGAGACUAUAUCUGCUUUCAUGUACUCUUACAUAUCCACGUUAAAGUGGAAAUCUCUUAAAAAAAAAUAUUUAGAAAAUAGUUGAUAUCAUGAAAUCUGGAUUUUAACAUUCAGUAGUCAAGUAUUAGUGUGUUAAUAGUAUCAAUUAUGACCGUGUUGUCAAAACACAAUAUCGUUACCAUUUAUUACAUGAUAUAUUACAUGAUAUAUUUUUGAAA
Mytilus trossulus (common blue mussel) is the source of this 2029-nucleotide messenger RNA. RefSeq lists its product as uncharacterized. NCBI's taxonomy places the organism in Eukaryota, Metazoa, Mollusca, Bivalvia, Mytilida, Mytilidae. The record is from RefSeq and is a predicted model, not a curated record. The transcript is spliced from 7 exons. Bases 322 to 1785 code for a protein of 487 amino acids.